GAUGGCGUCUGCUGCUCUGAGACAGGAACUGAGCUGUUCCAUCUGCCUGAGCAUUUAUACAGAUCCCGUAACCCUGAGAUGUGGCCACAACUUCUGCCGGGGCUGUAUUAGUCGUGAGCUGGAUACACAGGAAGAGUCUGGAGUUUACAGCUGUCCCGAAUGCAGAAAAGAGUAUCGAAAGCGUCCUGCUCUGGAGAAAAACAGGACGCUCUGCAACAUAGUAGAACAUGUCCGCUCUAUUCCAGAGGAGGGAACUGGGGUGCUCUACACUUAUGGUGUCCAAUCUCCAGUACAAUGCUCUGUCCAUAAGAAGGUCCUGGAGUAUUAUUGCACUGAGGACUCAGCCUGUAUUUGUGUGUCCUGCUGUCUGAUUGGGGAACACAGAGGACAUAAGAUGCUAUCGCUGGAUGAGGCCUCUGAGAAGAAGAAGGAGAAGCUGAGCGAUGUUCUGCAGAAACUGACCAUAAAGAGAGCGGAGACUGAGAAAAAAGUCCAGAAUCUGCAGGAGUGCAGGAGAGAUCAGGGAAAAGCAGCUGGUGUAACAGAGACAGUCACUGCCCUGUUUAGAGACAUCAGGAGACAGCUGGAUGACCUGGAGAAGAGAGUACUGACUGAGAUCUCCAGGCAGAAACCACACAUUUCACUCUCAGUCUCUGAUCUGAUCCAGCAGCUGGAAAUAAAGAAGGACGAGCUGUCCGGGAAGAUGCGUCACAUUGAGGAGCUGUGUAACAUGUCUGAUCCAGUGACUGUCUUACAGGAACCAGACACAGGUGACUUGUGUGAUACUGAGGACACAGAGAGACAUGAUAACCAGGUCCAUGGUGCAGGAGAUCUGGAUGUGGGUCUCAUCUCAGGGACAUUACACACAUUAUCUGAUAUAAUAACAGGUAUAAAUACAGGGAUCUAUGUGCAGGAAGAUACAGACCUAUUACUGGAUGUAGCCACAGCUGGUGAUACAGACUCUGAUAUAAUAACAGGGAUAAAUACAGGGAUCUAUGUGCAGGAAGCUACAGACCUAAUUCUGGAUGAAACCACAGCUGGUGAUAAUAUACAAAUAUCAGGUGACAGGAAAACUGCAUCCAGGUCAGAUAUAAACCAGAAUCUCCCAGUAACACCAGAGAGAUUUCAGUAUCCUCAGAUAAUAAGCACCAGGGGAUUCUCCUCAGGGCGACAUUACUGGGAGGUGGAUGUCAGUAAGUCAGUGGGCUGGAGGGUGGGGAUGUGUUAUCCCAGUAUAGGCAGGAGAGGAUGGCAGGCAGUCAUUGGAUGUAAUAACAAGUCCUGGUGUCUGUGUAGGUGUAAUAAUCAGUACUCAGUGAUACAUGACAGUAGAGAGAUCAGGUUACCUGAAAAUAUCCCCUAUGGCAGAGUGAGGGUAUAUCUGGAUUAUGAGGCAGGACAGCUGUCCUUUUAUUUUAUAUGUGACCCCAUCAGACACUUACACACCUACGCUGCCGCCCUCACUGAGCCCCUCCAUGCUGCAUUAUGGGUAGGACAUGGGUGUAUAACUAUAUCUGAGGGAGUCAGUAGUUGGGAGAAAUUACCAUAAUGAAUUUGCUUAGAGACUGGUGACAUCACAGGGAGGUGAAUAUGAUUGGUGGAACAUUCAGCUAAUAGCAUGCUGCAGUAGGUGGAGCUACAGCUAAGCUCCCAUUCUCUCCUUCCCACGAGUCUUGUAUAUAAGCAUAGUUAGUGAUUUCCAGCCGCUUUCUCUAUUGCUGCUUAUCUAGCACUAUGGGCUAAAUAUAAUAGCCUCCGAUUUGCCGGAGGUGUGAGACUUUGUGCAGAUCAGCCCGUUCUUUUUAAGCAGUCGUCAUUUACAAGGUGAAACUGGGCCUGAUUCAGAGGGUUCCGGUAUGAAUAGUCGACCACGUUAUGGUCGACAGUCAUUAGGUCGACCACUAUUGGUCGACAUUGACAUGGUCGACAUGGGCACAUGGUCGACGCAUGAAGAGGUCGACACAUGAAAAGGUCGACAUAUGAAAAGGUCGACAUGAGUUUUUUAACUUUUUUUGGUGUCAUUUUUUGCGUAAAGUGACUGGGAACCCCAAUUAGUGCACCGCGUCCCCUCGCAUGGCUCGCUUCGCUCGCCAUGCUUCGGGCAUGGUGCCUUCGCUUCGCUCGGCACACUUUACCGUUCCAAUCGUAGUCCAU
Pseudophryne corroboree (corroboree frog) is the source of this 2154-nucleotide messenger RNA. RefSeq names its product E3 ubiquitin-protein ligase TRIM39-like. Lineage: Eukaryota; Metazoa; Chordata; Amphibia; Anura; Myobatrachidae. The record is from RefSeq and is a predicted model, not a curated record. The transcript has a single exon. Bases 2 to 1549 code for a protein of 515 amino acids. Gene Ontology annotation, molecular function: protein binding; zinc ion binding.